Molecule: messenger RNA, 3723 nt
Organism: Parastagonospora nodorum SN15
Lineage: Eukaryota; Fungi; Ascomycota; Dothideomycetes; Pleosporales; Phaeosphaeriaceae
Exons: 1
Coding region: 1-3723 (1240 amino acids)
Biological process (GO): transmembrane transport; metal ion transport
Cellular component (GO): membrane; cytoplasm
Molecular function (GO): protein binding; metal ion transmembrane transporter activity
Source: RefSeq, a predicted model, not a curated record
AUGGGACGCUCACCUUCACGCUCCAGCGACGGCGGUGACUCGACGCAAAAUGCCAGAGUUGAGCCGCGCCUGCUCAAAGCAAUUGAGGAAAAGAAGCAUGAUGAUGCAAUCGCAAUCAUCGAGCAAGCCAAAGCGAAGGCGCAACCCCUCGACCACCUUCUGCGCAUAGGAUUAAUGCGCGCAGCCGAGCGCGGCAACAUAGACAUAGCCGAGUACUUGCUCAAGAAUGGCGCGAAGCCAGAUGGUGCUCCUGGUGGCAGAGUCUCGCCCCUGUUCAAGGCAAUUGAGAAGAACCACGUCGGCAUUGUGCAAUUGCUGCUCAAGUUUGGGGGCAAUGUGGAUGCGCAAGAUAAACAGGGACGGACAGCCCUCAUGACGGCGGCCUGGAAGAACCAUUUCCACAUUAUGAUUGAAUUGUUGCGUUGCGGCGCAGACGUCAACAAGAAGGACAACACAGGCAGAAACGUCCUGCACAAUCUUGCAGCGGACAAGCAUUGCAAUUGGGGUCGCGAUGUCAUCGCGGAGCUGCUACGACGGGACAUAGUCAUCGACGGGCCUGACGGACAAGACGAAGGCAAGAGGAGUCCGUUGCAUUGGGCAGCUAGCACGGGCAAGAAAGAGUUGUGUGAGAUGUUGCUGAAGAGGCAGAGGGCCCCGCGAGCGAAUGUGAAUGCAGUGGAAAUUAGGCAGAAGACAGCGCUGCAUCUGGCCGUGGCACAUGGACGGGACGAUAUUGUCGACAUGCUGCUUGUCUAUGGCGCAAACGUGAGCGCGCAAAGCGACGGCAGCUGGCAGCCCCUGCAUAAUGCCUGCGAGAAUGGCACUGUGAAAAUCGUUCGUACUUUGCUUGCAGCUGGUGCUGACAUUAACGCAAAGCUAUUGACCGGCAUGACCCCGUUACACAUCGCUGCACAAAAAGGCCACCUGGAUGUUGUCAAUUGUCUACUUGAGAGGAAGGACAUCAAGCGUACAGCAAGGGACAAGUUCGGAAUUUCUCCUUUUCUGCACGCGGCGCAGAGCAAGGAGCCAGCCAGGAGAGACAUCCUCAAUAGGCUUGCGCCGUCGAACCAAGUAGAUGCUCUGAGUGAGGAUGCCUUAGGAGCCACUAAUGGAUUCCAUGCUACCAUGGUCGAUUUCGGCAACUACCACAACAACAACAAAGUGUCGAAGAAGACGAUUUACGAACUGCUCUAUGGCCGUGACCCAGUCAACGACCGAAAACCUGCAGUCAACAUAUUACCGAAAGACUCAAAGGCGACAAGCUUCAGAUGGAUCCACCUGCCAGCAAACAACAUGGCAUGGGUCGAGGCUCUACUUACAAAGGCGUUUAUAGAAGAAGGCGCGAGUGACGUUGAGGGCUUCAAGGCACUUGAACGAUCCUUCAGCCAUCAGCACCGCGGACAACAGAUUCACUCGCACUUUAUGCGGCCACUUUGCCAGAUGACGCCUCGCGCUCCAAAACAACAAGAUGAAUCAGAUCAUUCGGAUGGUGGCGAACAACGGCCGCCACAGAUCAUCGUCAAUAGCGGACUUGGUCUGAGUGUAGAGACGGUGGCUGGUGCUGUAGAGACUGCACCAUCAGCUCCUUUUCCACGAACCCCUACGAGGACGGGGACUGUGAGCACAGAUCAGACGGACUGGACAGCCGGCAGCUCUGGGGCUCCAUUUGGCAAGGAGACCAAAGGGAAGACAAAGGACAAGACUAAGAAGCAAUCCAAAUGGGGCGGCUCGAAGCCAGCAGCCAAGAAAGGGAACGGGACUGACACGCCCACACGACCAAAUGAGUCGAGGCGGCCUACGCUAAGCUCCUCGCUUUCUCAUAGCGGACACCUUCGAUCACCAGGCUCGCCUGGCCGUAAAGAUCCAACCACAACGGCAAAGGGGAAUGUAUUCCUCUACCUUCCUUACUUGCACUUUGAAACUGAUCGCCGACGGCAAGAGAUGCAGGCGGCCAUCUCAAGAGCGGAAAUGAUCAAGAACAGCAAUAAACAUGAAGGCCGCAUCAUGAAGCCCGUUGUACAAAAGGCGUCUACCUACGAUGAGAUGCUGCUGCGAGCCCAUCUGACAAGUUCGCAAAUGUCGCUGCACGUCCGUAGAACACUGGACCAGUUCUUCUACCAUAACAUCGACACGCAAUCUCGCGAUUGUGAUCAGGUCGUAUACCGUUAUCAGACGAAAGGCGGUCAUGAACAAGACGUGGAUCCAAAGAUUUUCAUGGUUGACCAACUUUGGAUGUGGACGCUGGGCAAGGAUCUGAUUGUGACUGCGUUCCCUCAGCGCUGGCAACAGCCUCGCAAUGACCCUUUGAACGUCCUGGAUGGCAUUAUCGAAGACAUCAACAGCAAAACGAGAGAUCCAGUGCGGAAUGUGUAUGACCUUGCGAUGAUCAUCACGUCACGUUGCAGUGGAGUGUUCGACAGACACCGUAUCGGUGACGAGGAUUACCAGUUUCUCGACAUGUUUGAGUCGAGUAUAGGAGAUGCCACAGAGAUGGAGACAAUGCUGUUCAAAGAAUUCAACACUGCGUCUGCACAGGCCUCAGCGUGGUUACAGCAUCAUCGUCGCCCAAAUCGAUUCUCGCGCCAUCUCGAAGCAGAAGAGCGACAACGCGAGCAGCAGAACCGUAGGCAUAUGCCACACCACACGCAUAGGCAUGCAUUGCUCGACCCACCAAUUCAAGAAGAUCAAUUUCACUACAACGACAGCUCUUCACAUGCGCACGCCCCUCUGUUUGUCGACAAGCUACUUGAUAUUGGCGCCGAAACUGAUCUGCUGGCCGAAAUCAAAGACAUUCGUGACGAGCUGAACAUGAUUGCCAAAGUCCUCGAAGAUCAGCGCAACGUCCUGCCUGACUUGGAAACAUCUAUCCAGGACAUCUACAAAGAGAGAAAGGAGAGCCAACAAGAGCUCAGGAAACGAUUCAAAGACAUGCUCAAAACUAUCGACACGCACAUCAGAGAUCUAGAGCGGAUGGACAUACAAGCCGAGCGCAUCUACAAGAGCAUAACAGACUUGCUAGACCUGAAACAGAAACACGCCAACGCCUUUGAAGCACGAUUCGCUCGCGACCAGGCCGCCGGUACCGCUCGACAGAGUCAAACAAUCAUGGUGUUCACCAUCGUCACCAUCAUCUUCUUGCCCCUGUCGUUCAUCGCAGCCCUCUUCACCAUCAACAUCGAGCAGUUCCCUCAUAAGCCCGGCGGUGACGAGCCCUCUCUCCCUCUCUCCUUCGUAUGCAAGUACAUGUUCGGCAUCGGCUUCGCAAUCUCCAUCCCCUUCAUCGCCAUCGCACUCUCCUUCGACGCAAUCGGCGACUUCUUCCGCGAAGUCCGCCGGCGUUUCCGCGACCGCAAGAAUCCCUCCCGACAUCCAUACGACAGCCACAAAGCCACCAUUGGCGACGACAAAAUGGACAUUGAGUACGCUGUCGACAUGCGUGCGCUAGAACAAGCGCUAUCCGCGGGUCGCAGCACAAUUCGACCAGAUGGCCGCCGCAGUAUCGAGAGCUAUCUCCAUCGCGGUUACGCUGGAGGGUCGACGUUGUCGCCGGUCCAGAGUCGGAGCACGAUGCGCAGUGGCGCGAAGGGAGGAGCGCUGUCCACCAAGGGGAAUGGCAUGACGACGAUCAAUGGGAGGCUUAGUGCGGAGGUGCAUUCGCCGGUUGAGAGGAUUAGUACGGGAUUCAGAAUGAGAGGAAGUGGGGAUGUCGAGAGAGGAGCUUGA